Molecule: messenger RNA, 611 nt
Organism: Drosophila suzukii
Lineage: Eukaryota; Metazoa; Arthropoda; Insecta; Diptera; Drosophilidae
Product: RNA polymerase II subunit D
Biological process (GO): regulation of transcription by RNA polymerase II; transcription initiation at RNA polymerase II promoter; chromatin remodeling
Cellular component (GO): nucleus; RNA polymerase II, core complex; SAGA-type complex
Molecular function (GO): transcription coactivator activity; zinc ion binding; chromatin binding
Source: RefSeq, a predicted model, not a curated record
UGUGCUUUUACCAUCACUAAAAACAGCGGCAUUAUUUUGUAUAGAGCGUAAAAUUUAUAUUUUCUUAGUAAAAAGUGGUUUAAAAAAAUUCAGCAUGUCUUUUAUGAACCCCGUGGAUAUGGUAGACGAGGACGCCGCCGACCUACAGUUUCCCAAAGAGUUCGAAAAUGCCGAGACGCUGCUGAUAUCGGAGGUGCACAUGCUGCUCGAUCAUCGGAAACGGCAGAACGAAUCCGCCGACGAGGAGCAGGAGUUCUCGGAGGUGUUUAUGAAGACGUACGCCUACACGGACAGUUUUCGAAAGUAAAACAAGGAGACCAUCAUGUCUGUGAGAAGCUUGCUGAUGCAGAAAAAGCUUCACAAAUUCGAGCUGCCGCCUGGUAAUCUGUGUCCAGAGGCGCCAGAGGAGGCCAAGGCAUUGAUUCCCUCGCUGGAGGGUCGUUUCGAGGACGAGGAGCUGCGGCAAAUACUAGACGAUAUCGGCACUAAACGCAGCUUGCAAUACUAAUCACUACAUAUAAUAUUAGCAUAAGUUUAAAGGUCUGGAUUAAAAAUAAAAUCAAGAAGUGGAAGAAUUUUAAUCGAAAUAUACUUGGCUAUCAACAAACGAA